AUGUGGAAAUUAGCUCCCAGGAAUUGGGCUGCUCGUGCGGCUACUAAUUUUCGCCAAGCGCAAGCGUUUCCUUUGGUUUCGGGCUACUCAACAUCAAAAGAUUUGAACGGUGACAAGAUAGCGGCGCAGUCAAAGAAGUGGCAGCAACAAAAUCCCGAAGACAAGGCGAAAUUUUUGUCCGUGCAGGUGGAUCGCUCUACACUUAAAACUGUUGGCGGCGCAUUGGCUAGCAACAGGCCUGUGGAUUUUCGGCAAGAAAAAAGCGAGGAAAAUGCACUUGUGCACUUGUUACGCUCGAUGAUUGAGGUCAAGGGGCCACUCACAGUGGCCGAAUUUAUGACGCGGGCUCUGAACCACCCGGACCACGGCUACUACAUGAAGAAGGACGUGUUUGGCAGCAAAGGAGACUUCAUCACAGCGCCUGAAAUCAGUCAAAUGUUUGGCGAGCUUAUUGCAAUCUGGUGCGUGGCAACAUGGCAGCAAAUGGGCAUGCCCAGCCACAUUAAGAUUGUGGAAUUGGGUCCGGGUCGAGGCUCCCUGAUGAGCGAUUUCCUACGAGCUGCUAAGUCAUUUCCGCCAUUCUACGACGCUAUUGAGGUACAUAUGGUGGACAUAAGUCCAGUUAUGCAGAAGAUUCAACAAGAAACGCUCAAGUGCGAGCCGAUUGAAGUCACAAUGACGCCGGAAAACUGGAUGCAGAUACCAGACAGCGGACCUAAAAUUCGCUGGCACACUGAAUUUGCAAACGUGCCGCAUGGUCCAAGUCUGUUGAUUGCACAGGAAUUGUUUGAUGCGAUGCCUGUGCAUCAAUUUGAGUAUACGAAACGUGGCUGGUGCGAGCGGCUAGUAGAUAUCGACCUGGAGAACGGUGGCGACCAUUUUCGCUUUGUCUUAUCGCCUGGCCCAACGCCAGCUACGCGCGUAUAUAUUGGACGCGAGAAGUUGUAUGAUCCGUCGAAACAUUUAUCAACUGUGACAGAGACGCAAGUUUCGGGCGUCGAGGAUCUGAAGAAGGUGAAAAAUACGGGGGUUUAUUGCGCGGACUUAUUGGACGUGGCUGGCACACCUAUACGUACGGCAGAGGCUCAAAUUGGAGACAAAAUCGAAAUUUCGCCUCUUAGUAUUGCACUAGUGCAAGACAUAGCUAAACGCAUCUCACAGUCUGGUGGUGGGGCUUUGAUUGUGGACUAUGGCUACGACCAUCCAUCAGCGCUCAGUUUACGAGGUAUACAAAAUCACAAAUUCGUUAGUGUUCUGCGCGAGCCUGGUGAUGUCGAUUUGAGUAUCGACGUUGACUUUUCAACACUUCGACGAUUUGCAUUAGCCGAGUCUAAGGUGAAAAGCUCAGGUCCUGUAGGCCAAGGCAACUUCUUAAAAAAUAUGGGAAUCAAGCUUCGUCUAGACAUGUUGCUACAAAACACCGAAUCUAAGAAGGUCCAAGAAGAUCUGAUAUCAUCUUAUAAACGUCUUGUGGAUCCUGACCAGAUGGGUUCCGUAUUCAAGGCCAUGGCACUGACUCAUAUUGACUUAGGACAGCCUGUUGGCUUUGAGACUACUGAUAACGAGGUAUAG
This is a messenger RNA of Plasmopara halstedii, 1572 nucleotides long. Its product is annotated as nadh dehydrogenase. Gene Ontology annotation, biological process: mitochondrial respiratory chain complex I assembly. Gene Ontology annotation, cellular component: mitochondrion. The coding region runs from base 1 to 1572 and encodes 523 amino acids. The transcript has 3 exons. Lineage: Eukaryota; Oomycota; Peronosporomycetes; Peronosporales; Peronosporaceae. The record is from RefSeq and is a predicted model, not a curated record. Gene Ontology annotation, molecular function: protein-arginine omega-N symmetric methyltransferase activity.